GCGGCUGGAGGAGGCGACGAGAAACACUCCCAGAAAGAAGAGCAGCGUCAGGCCCCGCUCCGAGCAGAGCGCGAGCUUGUCUCACCCGCCGCCCCGCGCUCGGCCUGGCCUGACCAGGCGCGACUUUCCCACCCUCCUUCAGGCUCCUCUCCACCAAAGGGAGGGAGGGAGUCUCCGCCGCCAUCUUUGUUUCGGGCGCAGCAGCCGUUCUUCGUCGGGGUGCACGCCUUGGCCCCGCCCCCCGUGGGGCCUUCCCUUCCUCCUUCCCUCCGCCUUGCUGCCAGACCUCGAGAUGGCGCCUGUGGCGUCGCGCGGGAUGGGUCGGGCUACGGCGGCGCGCGAGGGCCAGCGGCGGUUGGCGGGAGAGCGGGAAGGCAGGCAGUCGGCGGGCUGACGGAUUGGAGGGAACUGCGCGCCGCUCUCGCUCCGCAGCAUCCACCGGCGCCCCGCACGAGCAGCAGAGCCGCUCCCCGUCGCCACCAUGCACGUCGUCAAGCGAGAUGGUCGCCAUGAGCGCGUCAUGUUUGACAAGAUCACCUCCCGGAUCCAGAAAUUAUGCUAUGGCCUCAAUUUAGACUUCGUUGAUCCUGCUCAGAUCACCAUGAAAGUGAUCCAGGGUCUUUACAGCGGGGUCACGACUGUAGAGCUGGAUACUCUGGCUGCUGAGACAGCAGCAACCCUGACCACCAAAUAUCCUGACUAUGCCAUCCUGGCAGCGAGAAUUGCUGUCUCCAACUUGCACAAGGAAACCAAGAAAGUAUUCAGUGAUGUCAUGGAAGAUUUAUACAACUAUGUGAACCCUCACAACAAGAAGCACUCGCCCAUGAUUGCCAAAGAAAGCCUAGACAUCGUCUUGGCCAACAAAGAUCGGCUGAACUCUGCUAUAAUUUAUGACCGGGAUUUCUCCUACAAUUACUUUGGCUUUAAGACACUUGAGCGCUCGUACCUGCUGAAAAUCAAUUCUAAAGUGGCUGAGCGUCCGCAGCACAUGCUGAUGAGGGUUUCGGUGGGAAUCCACAAGAAUGACAUCGAUGCCGCGAUUGAGACCUACAACCUCCUUUCUGAGAAGUGGUUCACUCACGCUUCUCCCACUCUUUUCAAUGCUGGUACCAACCGACCCCAGCUCUCCAGCUGCUUUCUGCUGUGCAUGAAGGACGACAGCAUUGAAGGGAUCUACGACACACUCAAGCACUGUGCGCUGAUUUCCAAGUCGGCUGGCGGGAUUGGUGUCGCAGUGAGCUGCAUCCGAGCGACAGGCAGCUACAUUGCUGGGACCAAUGGAAACUCUAAUGGGCUUGUCCCAAUGCUGAGGGUAUACAACAACACAGCUCGCUAUGUAGACCAAGGUGGUAACAAGAGACCUGGGGCCUUUGCCAUCUACCUGGAGCCAUGGCACUUUGAUAUCUUUGAGUUUCUUGACCUGAAGAAAAACACCGGCAAGGAGGAGCAGCGUGCCCGCGACCUCUUCUAUGCCCUCUGGAUUCCAGACCUCUUCAUGAAACGUGUGGAGACCAACCAGGACUGGUCUCUGAUGUGUCCCAAUGAAUGCCCCGGCCUAGAUGAAGUCUGGGGAGAGGAGUUCGAGAAGCUUUAUGAGAGCUAUGAGAAGAAGGGGCGUGUGCGCAAGGUGGUGAAAGCACAGCAACUCUGGUAUGCGAUCAUAGAGUCUCAGACGGAGACGGGGACCCCUUACAUGCUUUACAAGGACUCCUGCAAUCGGAAGAGCAACCAGCAGAACCUCGGGACCAUCAAAUGCAGCAACCUGUGCACCGAAAUUGUGGAGUACACCAGCGUUGAUGAGGUUGCGGUUUGUAACUUGGCCUCCAUCGCCCUGAAUAUGUACGUCACUCCAGAGCACACUUACGACUUCAAGAAGUUGGCCGAGGUCACCAGAGUCAUUGUCCGGAACCUUAAUAAGAUAAUCGACAUCAACUACUAUCCCGUGCCAGAGGCUGAGCUGUCAAACAAGCGCCAUCGCCCCAUUGGGAUUGGUGUGCAGGGCCUGGCAGAUGCGUUUAUCCUCAUGAGGUAUCCAUUUGAGAGCCCGGAGGCCCAGCUGCUUAACCAGCAGAUAUUUGAGACAAUCUACUAUGGGGCUCUAGAAGCCAGCUGUGAACUUGCCAGAGAACAUGGACCAUAUGAAACCUAUGAAGGCUGCCCCGUCAGCCGAGGCAUCCUUCAGUAUGAUAUGUGGAAUGUGACCCCUACUGACCUUUGGGACUGGAAGGCUCUCAAGGAGAAGAUUGCAAAGUAUGGUGUUAGAAACAGCCUGCUGGUGGCGCCCAUGCCGACCGCUUCCACCGCUCAGAUCCUGGGCAACAAUGAGUCCAUCGAGCCCUACACCAGCAACAUCUACACACGCCGAGUUCUCUCAGGGGAGUUCCAGAGAACGGAAGGUGUUCUGGUCUUGCAGAUUGUGAAUCCGCACUUGCUGAAAGACCUGACUGAGAGGGGUCUGUGGAAUGAGGAGAUGAAGAACCAGAUCAUUGCCUACAAUGGUUCUAUCCAGAAUAUCACUGAGAUCCCAGAUGACUUGAAACAGCUCUACAAGACCGUGUGGGAGAUCUCCCAGAAGACAGUUCUCAAGAUGGCAGCGGACCGCGGGGCGUUCAUUGACCAGAGCCAGUCCCUGAACAUCCACAUUGCUGAGCCGAAUUACGGCAAGCUGACCAGCAUGCACUUCUACGGGUGGAAGCAGGGCCUGAAGACUGGCAUGUACUACCUGAGGACGAAGCCCGCGGCGAAUCCUAUCCAGUUCACCCUGAACAAGGAGAAGCUGAAAGAGAAAGCCGUCGAGGAGGAGGAAGAGAAGAAGGAGAAGAACAAGGCAGCCAUGGUGUGCUCCUUGGAGAACAGAGAGGAGUGCCUGAUGUGCGGCUCUUAACAGAGGCCAGGCUUGGCCCAGCACCCCGGCUUCUCCCAUGGCUAGGUUAGAAAGGUCUGGUUUCCUUGGGAACAUAGAGAGGUUGCAGUGCCCUGCCUCGUGGCAGGGGAGAGCCAACAUGUGCAGAACCCAGCGGUUUCUCUGGCUUCUCUCUGGCAUGUCUCUGAGCUGACCGAGUGGCCUGGUAUGCAAUUGGAGCGCGGGGACAGGAACGGGACGUUGUAGCAGUGUUUUCUGGAACCUUUUAAGUGUCUUCCUUAUGACCUUCCAUUAGCCUAGGUAGAGAGAGGAUGUUCCUAAAUAGGCAUAUGGGGAAAAGAUCCUGCACGUUGUUAUACUUGGGGAAUUGGGGCUCCUUUUGACAAUCGCCCAUGUUUUGGGCUAUCUGAACUAAGGUACUCUGCAUUUUGUAGACUGGAAUCCUUUACACAAAUUUAAUAGUGUUAAUAAAUUGAAAGGUAGAAAGCAUGUGUCCAGUGCUCUGGUGAAAGAGCUUGUGCAUUCAUAUGUUUUUAUUUAGUUUCAUUUUUGAAAUAGCACCCUUUCACUAUUUUUUUCUUCAAAUUAAAGCUUUCUACCCGCGCCCCCCCAUGCAAAAGAGGCAUUAGGGCCAGAGGCCACAAUGGCUGAGGAUGAUGGGAGUUGUAGUCCAGCAACAUCUGGGAACUCGGGUUUGAAAACGCCUGCCUUGAGAAGUGCAUGGCUGGAGUGUGGGAAGUUUUUAUAUUUUUUAGCUUAAUAUUUUUAUUGUAUGUUUUAACUUUUGUAAACCACCUUGGGGGGGGUGUCUUUUAAUGAAAGGCGGUAUAUAAAUGCAACAAUAAAUAAAUAAAUAAACAAACCCAA
Messenger RNA from Hemicordylus capensis (graceful crag lizard), 3730 nucleotides. It is a transcript of the gene RRM1, whose product is annotated as ribonucleotide reductase catalytic subunit M1. Gene Ontology annotation, cellular component: ribonucleoside-diphosphate reductase complex. The record is from RefSeq and is a predicted model, not a curated record. The transcript has 19 exons. Lineage: Eukaryota; Metazoa; Chordata; Lepidosauria; Squamata; Cordylidae. Gene Ontology annotation, biological process: DNA replication; deoxyribonucleotide biosynthetic process. Gene Ontology annotation, molecular function: ribonucleoside-diphosphate reductase activity, thioredoxin disulfide as acceptor; ATP binding. Bases 482 to 2884 code for a protein of 800 amino acids.